AUGGCCUGGUCCAUACUUCACAAUGGACCAGGCAUGAAGUCCAUUAACAAGGAGCUUUUUAUGAUCAUGUGUGGCCAGAAACCAGAUCUCACCACAUUUGAUCUUAAUAACUUUCUGGAAAAUGACCUCGCAGAAAAGCUGGCAAAGGUUGUUAGGUGCAGCACUACAGAGGAGCUGACGGAGCUUAAAAACUCCCUGGGGGACUGGAUUUGCGACUGUGGGGUACCCAAUAUUUUCACAGCCUCCAUGAGUGAUCUGCCCACAAUUUAUGGGCAGUUAGUGACCCACUUCAUCUACCACAGAGUGGCAAGUAUUAUCCAGCAGUUCACUUCUGGGCUGAACUCCUGUGGCCGGUUGUGGGAGGUAGUGCUUAAUAAUUGGAAAGCGUUCCUCCCCUUGUUUACCAACACAAGAGGUGCCCUAACAAGAUAUGAAUUCAGAGACCUCUUCGACAUUGUCUGGAGUUCACCAGGGAGCAACAGGCGAGACCUUGAGGAGGAGACUAUCUUCCUGUGGGAAUGCUGGCUAAUGUCGAUUCAAGAAGAAGAUGUGGGCAUAUGCUUUGAGGAUGUCCUAGUGUUUGUAACUGCAGCAGAUUCUGUCCCUCCACUGGGGUUUCAGCAAAAGUGCAAAGUGGAGUUUUAUGACCAAGAGGAGCCAACCAGAAGAAUUCCGUAUGCUUCAACCUGUGCCCUGACUCUCUACCUACCAAGAGGUGUGUCAGAAGAAGAGGAUUUCAAGGAAUUAAUGUUCCUUGCAAUAAAAGGAUCUCUUGGCUUUGGGAAGGUAUAA
This is a messenger RNA of Xyrauchen texanus (razorback sucker), 792 nucleotides long. Its product is annotated as G2/M phase-specific E3 ubiquitin-protein ligase-like. The record is from RefSeq and is a predicted model, not a curated record. Lineage: Eukaryota; Metazoa; Chordata; Actinopteri; Cypriniformes; Catostomidae. Gene Ontology annotation, molecular function: ubiquitin-protein transferase activity. The transcript has 4 exons. The coding region runs from base 1 to 792 and encodes 263 amino acids.